AUGCCCAUUGCCAAAGAUGAAAGUUUUCUUAUAUCAAAGCCCCCUCCUGUUAUUGGGCUCAGUGACUCUGAAAUCAAAGCUUUAACAGCAACACACCCUUUCCAACAAAAACCUACAGGCAACUCAUUUCCCACGACCCCCUGUGGAGCGCACCAACCCUGCGACCUCCAUUGUUGGUUGUGUGUGAGACUUUCCACAACACAACAGGAAAGUGACAUGACCGACGAUGGGAAAAUGAAUGAGGAUGGAGAUGAGGCCUGGUUCGUCCCCCAGAAGGAGAUUGUUUACAACAGCCUUUUGCCUUACUGCAACCAUUUGGACCAGGAGGCCAUGGGUCUGCUGGAGGGCAUCAAGGCCAACCUCAGCAGAGCUGUCCUCGUUAGAGAGCUGUUUCCUGGGGUGGCGUUUUGGUCCAGGAAACUUUUCUUUUUUCUGAAACUGUAUGGCCGAAGGUUCACUAAAGAGGACCACAUUCUCUUCAUCAAGCUUCUGUACGAGUUGGUGACCCUGCCCAACCUGGAGCCCCACAUGAUGCAGUGCUACGCCAGGCUGCUCAUUCAGCUUCUCAAGAAGAAGGAACUCCUGUCAAGAGACGACCUACAGUUGCCGUGGCGACCACUUUAUAAUUUGUAUGAAAGGGUUAUCUACUCCAAAACUGAAGACCUGGGGCUCGUCUGGUUCCCGAAGUGUGUCGUCAAAUACACAUGCUCAUACAGCACUUUGCUUGCUUUGCAGCUCAGUGGACCAAAUUCUGAAGGCUGUGAUCAAAAGCUGCAGACUCACCUAGUGAACCUGUUCGCUCGCCUCGCCAACGAUAACAUCGGCUACGUGGACUGGACUGCUUAUAUUCCCACAAUUUUCACGAGAAUCCUGCGACGUUUAAACCUUCCAGUUGGAGUCAGUCAGAUGGUGGCUCCGAGGUAUCUUACCAACUCCUACGACAUCGGAUACAUAGUUUUAUGGAUCACAGCACUUCUGGGUGGGCCAGGAAACCCAGCACAGAAAGAACUGACCUGCCUCUUCAGCAGCAUCGCCUCCUUUUACCAUCCCUCCAAUCAUGGUCGCUGGCAGUUGGAUAUUAUGUUUGCAGUCUCGACUGUUGCGGUUGCUUCAGUGACUCCCAGCGAGUGUUGUGCGUCGUGUGCACUGGGAGCGAUAUGCUGCGCCAUGCUGGAUCCCAAUGGUCCCCAAGGUAAAACUGGCAGCACGGAUGCAGCCUAUGCUCUCCAGAACCUGGCCCUCCUCACACCGGAGCUCGUCAUACCGCCUGUACUCGAAAAGACCUAUGCAGCAAUGGAGACCCUGACGGAGCCACACACCCUCACUGCCACACUCAGCUGCAUGAUCGGGAUGGCCCGCAGCCUGGUGUCCAACAACGACCAUUACCCAGAAGGACGUGUGCAUGUUCUCCCACUGCUUAUGGGCUCUCUCCCUGGGGUGGACCCCAAUGACUUCAGCAAGUGCAUGAAAACGUUCCAGUUCAUCACCACCUUCACCACUCUGGUGCCUUUAGUGGAUGGUUCCUCUGCUCCUUCUCAACAUACCGAUCUCACUGAGAUUGAAAAAGAUCUGUGCUUUGCCUCAGCUGGGUUUGAAGACUUCGUUCUGCAGUUCUUGGACAGGUGUUUUGCUCUGAUAGACAGUAGUACGCUGGAACAGACGAGAGAUGAGAUGGAGACAGAUACCCAGACUCAUUUGGAGAGCCUGGUGGAGCUGGGACUGUCCUCUACUGUUAGCACAAUCUUAACGCAGUGCUCCACUGAAAUAUACAAGUCAGAAACCAAGUUCCUAAAGGAAAACACUGCUGUCCAUAUCAGUUCAGUUUGUUUAGAAAGCACCAAUUCACAACACAAGUCUUAUCAAGGCACGUUACAAAAUGAGGAGUUGCAGAACGAAGACGAGCUGGACAAAGAGCUGUUGUGGAACCUCCAGCUGCUCUCUGAGCUGCUGAAAUACCAAAGGGAGCUGGAGCAGAUCCUCUGUGUGUGUGUGCGCCUGCGCUGUAGACAGGCAUACACACUUGCCUGCAGUCUGUUGGAGCACACACUCCAAUCACUGUCUCUCAUCUAUCCCACUGAGUACUGCAGCACCGCAGGAGGUUUUGAUAUGGACCUUCCUAUUCGGGACUGGGGCAGAGCCGGAGAUGUGGCGGCUUUGGGCGUAUGUUGGCACGUGCCGAGCCAGGAGGAGGAGAACUUUGUUUUCCAGCUCUUGUCCAGCCUCCUGCAUCCCGAGCUGCGGAGAAUCCAACACCACGUCUCUGGAGAUCAGCCAGUGACCAGGGAGGAGUUGUGGCAGAGUCUUGCCAUUGUGCAGCACUGCCUUCUCGGAGCUGGAAGCAUGCUGCCCCCUCUGGAUGGAGAGCACGUACCUGAUCUGGUGCCCUCUUUGGUGAAUCUGAGGGAGAUUGAGCUGCAUGCCGGUGUUGAGUUUGAUGAUUCACGGGAGAACUACAAUUACAUCUUGGAGCAGUCAGAGGAUGAUACCAAGUCACUUUUUGUCAUCAUUAAGAUUAUCAGUGGCCUCAUGUUUUUCCGUGGCACUCACAAGAAAGAGUUUGAGUCACGCUGGAAAAGCUUCACUCUUGUCAAGACGUCCAUGGAAAACCCGCUUCAUGGGGAAAAGCAGCACAUCAGAGCACUGCUUGUUGACCGUGUUUUGCUCCAGCAUGAGAUGAGAAAUCUGGUGGUUGAAGGAACUGAAUACAAAGUGGUUCAUCAGGAGUUGCUGUGUGAUCUGCUACUGCUUUCUACCAGCACGUACAGCCAGGUGCGUAGCAGGGCGCAGAGUGUCCUGAUGACAGCGAUGGGAACCUACGGCUUCUGUUACAGAGACAUGGUCCCCCGCAUUGUACAGAUACUGUCCCCACUGAGCACCACGGACACACAGCAGCAGUUCAAGGGUGCCCUUUACUGCAUUCUGGGGACACACAAUGGGUUUUGUCCAGCCAUCACUAGAGACUGGGACUGCAUCGGAGAAGUGUGGUCGGCUCUGGUCCGCUGUGGCUUGUCCCACUCCAUGAUCCUGGAGAAACCGUCCAUCGGUCAACUGUUUGAUGACAUCAUUGAAAGGAUUCACCGUCAAUAUGACACCAUAGGCUUCAUUAGAUGUGCUGAGACAGCCAGUCAAAUUGCACAAUCUUCUUCUUUAGAGUUGUCAUCCAAAGAGGAGAUGAAGGAGGGAAUUCAGCGUCAGCGGAUCAGAAACGUUGUUGCUGCAAGAAAAUAUGAGAAGCUGGUCAAUGACCUGCUGGACUGCCUUGAAGACAAAGACUUGUAUGCUGUUUUCCAAGAGAAUAACUUCUUGGUUAUGCAGCCCUGGAAAUUUGAUCACAUGGCCACAGAUUUGUUGGCUCUUCUCCUGAGAGACGAUCACCCUCUUCCUCCUGAUGCCGUCCUCUACUUCACACAGAGCAUUGUUCACGACUCCAUCACCAUCCGAAAGUCACCUUUUGCAGAAAUCACUGACAUCAGCAUCCUGUCAGAGGCACAGCAGAUGGCUGAAUCAAGCCAGACAGAAACAUCACACAACACAGGAAACACACUUCAAACAAUAACCCACUCUAGUGGGAUCCAGGAUCCAGAAGGAAUUUGUGUUGGGGAUCGUGAAGGUAAUCACUGGCUGCAGUACGAGAGCCCCAACCUCCCUCUGAGCCAGGAGCUGUGGGACUCUCUACACUAUGUGGAGAAAACUCACUGGGGCUACUACUCAUGGCCGAGAGAAAUGAUGAUCUAUGCAGCUUCUGAAAAGCCACAGGAUGACCUGCCAUAUGAGGAGAUGAGUGAGGUGGGCGCAGCAAACACAAAACCUCUCAGCCUUGCUUCAUUACUGGAGUUACAAACUUGUACUUGUGUCAAGCAGGGUGAAAAGAUCAUCUUUGAAUACUUCUCUGACCCAGACUUCGUUGAGCAGCUGAUGGAGUUUCUGUCUUUGGAGGAGAGAAAAGGAAAGGACAGCUUCAACCCUCGUCGCUUUUGUCUCUUCAAGGCAGCAGUUUACUUGAGUGAACCAAAGUGCUGUAAUCUGCCUUUUUUCUUCAUAAAGAAACUGCAUUGUACUUCCUGGUUGAUUAAACCUGUGCACUUGAUUGACGGGCUGUUUCGUAACUAUGGUGACAGGUUCUUACCAAUUCUGUGGCCUCAUCUGGACCAGCUGGCAAGUGACCCCUAUGAGAGCUCACAGCGCUGUGUGUGUGAGAUUACUGCAGGACUGAUCCGAGGCAGCAAACACUGGAGUUUCAGCAAGGUGGACAGGUUAUGGCAGCUUCUGUGCCCUCUGAUCAGGACAGCAUUGAACAACAUCACCGUGGAAACCUACACGGACUGGGGCACCUGCAUCGCUACAGCUUGUUACAAGGCCUGA
Nothobranchius furzeri (turquoise killifish) is the source of this 4362-nucleotide messenger RNA. The record is from RefSeq and is a predicted model, not a curated record. Lineage: Eukaryota; Metazoa; Chordata; Actinopteri; Cyprinodontiformes; Nothobranchiidae.